This is a messenger RNA of Electrophorus electricus (electric eel), 3580 nucleotides long. It is a transcript of the gene sema3c, whose product is annotated as sema domain, immunoglobulin domain (Ig), short basic domain, secreted, (semaphorin) 3C. Gene Ontology annotation, cellular component: plasma membrane. Gene Ontology annotation, molecular function: semaphorin receptor binding; chemorepellent activity. Lineage: Eukaryota; Metazoa; Chordata; Actinopteri; Gymnotiformes; Gymnotidae. The record is from RefSeq and is a predicted model, not a curated record. Gene Ontology annotation, biological process: semaphorin-plexin signaling pathway; axon guidance; positive regulation of cell migration.
UCUCUCUCUCUCUCUCUCUCUCUCUCUGGUCCCACAGGCAGCUGGAUGGAAUAGCAUACCUCCUUUCUCGCACAUGCCGGGAGAGGAGCCACAGCGGGACUACACACAGGCUCAGACUAGACGAGCGCAGAGCUUAGCAGAGUAGACCCGCGUCGACGGGGGAGCUGGGACCGGACAGGGAAAGAGCCAGAGGGAAUUCUGGUCCAGGUGUAGCUCCUCAGCACUGAAGUCAUGGGCAGGUCAGUGGGGUCUGUGGUUGGGCUGGAGACAGUGGGGUGCUCGGUCCUCCCUCUCCUCCUCAUCGUCACCUUCAUCUCUGCACUCUCCCCUCCGCAGCCUAGAGUCUUCCUUCCCUUUAAAGAGCUGCAGACCACUCAGUCCUUUGAGUUCUACACUCUGUCAGAGAAGGCCAUGGACUACCGGAUCCUCUAUAUGGAUGAGGAUCAAGACCGCAUGUACGUGGGCUGCAAAGACCAUGUGCUCUCAAUGGACAUCAACAACAUCACCCAGGGAACGCUGAAGAUACAGUGGCCGGCAUCCAGCAGUAAGAUAGAAGAAUGUCAGAUGGCCGGAAAAGACCCCACACAUGGCUGCGGGAACUUCCUGCGGGUUACUCAGCCCUAUAACAGGACUCAUCUGUUCAUCUGUGGCAGUGGAGCCUACAGCCCUGUGUGCGCGUACGUGAACCGCGGCCGGCGGCCCGAGGAGAAGGUGUUUCAUAUCGCCUCACGGGCAGAGUCGGGGAAAGGAAGGUGUUCCUUCAGCCCACGAGUCAACACCGUCUCCAUCAUGCUUAAUCAGGAGCUGUUCUCCGGCAUGUACAUCGACUUCAUGGGGACGGAUGCAGCCAUCUUUAGGAGUCUGACCAGCAAGAAUGCGGUGCGGACAGACCAGCACAACUCCAAAUGGCUGAGCGAGCCCGUGUUUAUCGAUGCCCAUCUGAUCCCAGAUGGAUCGGAUCCAAACGAUUCCAAACUUUAUUUCUUCUUCCGAGAGAGGCUGACGGAUAACAGUGGCAACACCAAGCACAUCCACACCAUGGUUGCACGAGUUUGCCCGAAUGACACGGGUGGCCAGCGCAGUCUGGUGAACAAAUGGACCACUUUCCUAAAGGCUCGCAUGGUGUGUUCUGUUCUGGAGGAGGAUGGCACAGAAACUCACUUUGAUGAGCUUGAGAGUGUGUUUCUACUGGACACCGAUGGACCGAAGGGGCUCCUGAUAUUUGGAGUGUUCACCUCUACAAGCUCUGUGUUCAAAGGCUCAGCGGUGUGCGUGUACAGCAUGGCCGACAUUCUGAUGGUGUUCAACGGGCCGUUCGCCCACAGGGAAGGGCCGAACUUCCAGUGGGUAGCGUUCCAAGGACGCAUUCCGUAUCCCCGGCCGGGAACUUGCCCUGGUGGUGCCUUCACGCCUCACAUUCGGAGCACCAAAGAGUUUCCGGAUGAUGUGGUGACGUUCAUGAGGAACCACCCAGUCAUGUUUAAUCCCAUCUACCCCAUGGGUCGACGCCCUCUGGUGGUCCGGACGCACGCUGACUACAAGUACACCUCCAUCGCUGUCGACCAGGUGACCGCUGCCGAUGGCCUCUACCAGGUCCUCUUCCUUGGCACAGACAAAGGCACGGUGCAGAAGGUUGUGAUGCUGCCCACAAACCGCUCCGUAAGCUUGGAUCUGAUCCUGGAGGAGCUGGAAGUGUUUAAGAACAACGCUGCCAUAACCAACCUAAGAAUUUCCUCUAAGAAGCAACAGCUGUACGUGAGCUCCGAAUACGGCGUGUCCCAGGUGUUGCUGCACCGUUGCCAUGCCUACGGUUCGGCGUGUGCGGAUUGCUGUUUGGCCCGAGACCCGUACUGCGCAUGGGACGGAGUGAGCUGCUCUCGGUUUUACCCGACUGGCAAGAGGAGAAGCAGAAGACAGGAUAUCAUGUUUGGAAAUCCUUUGACUCAGUGCCGGGGGUUCAAUCUGAAAGCCUACAGGAAUGCGGUGGAGAUGUCCCAGUAUGGGGUGAAGAACAACACCACCUUUCUGGAGUGCCUGCCCAAAUCGCCCCUGGCCUCUGUCCGAUGGCUCAUCCAGAAGGACAACGACCGCAGGAAAGAGGUGAAACAGAGCGAGCGCGUGGUGAACACCGAACACGGCCUUCUGAUCAGGACAGUGCAGCUUUCGGACCAGGGCCUGUACCAUUGCCUGGCCACAGAGAACGGCUUCAAACGCACGCUGGCUAAGAUCCACCUGCGUGUGCUGAGCGAGGCCCUGGUGAGCGCGCUCAGUGAGAAGCGGCCCACGACGUGGGGCUGGCCGCCCGGCACGCACCCCAAGGCCCUGGCGUCCGGAUUCAGCCCCGCCGAGACGCUGGCCGUGCAACAGUACUGCAAGGAGCGCAAGCAGGUCCAGAGUGUGCAGGGGUCAGCCCGAGGAGACCUGGCCAAGCUCAAACCACUGCUGGAGCACGGAAAGAGCCGCAACCGCCGGAACCACCUGCCCAAGGAGUAGGAGGCGGGAGGGAGGAGCAGUUGGAAAGAGAGGGAAGAGAUGGAGAGAGGAGGAGUGUUGGGGAGGAGGAGAAAUGUGAAGAGUAAAGCAAAUGUAAAGACUGCCCAUGAAAAGGACAGAAGAGGAGAGGAGAAACUCCUCUAAUAUGAACCUCUUUUUUGUGUUGAUCUAUGAACUUCCAGCACCUUAUCUUGGGUGUUUUUGUAUAGUCCUCUAAAGUGCAUGAGGUACGCUGACCAGAUGACUGUGAUGCACCACACAUACACUCCUACACGUACUCUCACACACACACACACACACACACACACACACACACACACACACACACACACACACACACACACACACACACACAUACAUAUACAUGUACAACACAAAAACUAAAGCUCACUCAUGCAGUUUUAUCCUGUCUUAAGAAAGUAUCCCAAGGAACCCCGGCGUGGUGAUAUUUCAGUCACAGCUGUAUUCGAAACUUCCACUAGUUUAAUACGAUGCACAUGUUCGCACAAAUUCCAUGACUGGCUCCAUGGAAAUUUCAGCAGAAUAACACAUCCAGCUGUAUUAAUGACCCUGGCGUAGGUCGUGCAGAUGCAACACAUGCCACGUCGCUGAAGGUGCAUGCUACUCACAUGCUUGGACCGGCCAUGGCGGGCGGACAGCAGCCUCUCUGCCAUCUGCGUUCAGACCACGUGCUUCCGCUCCUGGUGGAGCUUACCGUACGCGGCAGGUGCGUGAGAGUGGGAAGUUAUAUCAACUUUUUACGCUGCAGGACCUCAGAUCAAACGACAUGGUUAGAUUUUAAAAAAAUGAAAAUAAAACAUGUGGCUUCCUGUUCUGGUGUUAAUUAACUGAGUUCAAAAUGUACAGGGCAGUGCGCACCUUCUCAUCUUUAUGUCGAGAGGAUUCUUUCUUUUCUCUACGGUGAAAACCUGCUUUUACUAUAUACACGGGUCUUCUUGUCUCGCAGAAAGGGUUCCCUGAAAAUGUUUUAUUGGAAUUGGGAGAGUAGGCUGGGCAGGGAGACAAAGGGAGACAAAGAGAGAGAGAGAGGGGGAGAGAGAGAGAGAGAGAGGGGGAGAGAGAGAGA